GAAUAUAUCUAUCGACAUCUGGACUGGUCUCCUGCACAUCUGCGGUUUCGUCCUCCGUGGUCGCCCCCGCGGCGACACCCGGUGCAUCGCCAUGUUUCGUCGUCGGAAGAGCUCCUCACAUCACCGGCAUUCACUAUCCCCAUCCAAUACCCAGUCCGCCCAUUCCGCCGCCUCCCACGCCUUUCUCAAUUCCCAACCCUCCUCCAGCAGCUUGUCCUCCGCCGCAGCCGCCACAGCCCUGCGCAAUCGCACUCCGACCCCGACCCGCGUGGAAAAUGUCGAGACCAAACGCAUGGUCCAGCGUCGCUCGUCCUCCUCCUCCCAGCACUUGGCCAGCCCGAGUCUGUUGCGCCCCGCAAGUCGCCAGGACCUCCGUCGGACGCGCAGCUCGGGGUCCAUGACCACCCGGACCUUUCGGGACCAGUCGCCGCACCGCCCCUCGUCCACCACACUUCCGCGACGCCCGACACCACCGAUCCCGUCCAUCCCGUCCGAGUAUACAUCGCGCAGUCAUCCGAAUGGGCGAUCCUACAGUAUGGGUCCCACCGUGCGGCCCCCAUCGCCCGUCGUGGAUACUUGGCGGGGGAUGAGCGUCGAUCGGGGGCGGAGGGGAUCGUCGAAUGGGGUUCCGGAGCUGCAACGGCCGGAGAGCAGGACUUCCAUCAAUUUCUCAUACCCCCUGAAUUCGCGACCUACCUCGCCGACCGACCCUCCGCCGGUGACAACCUACGAGCGGCGGGACGCGGCGUCUGGCGCUUCACUGGCCGCCCGGGUGUCAAGUGCGCCGCUUCCUCAGAGCCAACAAGUUGCCAGGCAGCCGGUCAACACGUCGCCCGGCGGGAUAGCGAAGGAAAGAUUCGUCAGUCCCGGCCGAGGGACGACCCCUGUGGGUGGUACGGCAAUUGCCGCUGCUCAGGCGGCGAUCGUCCCCCGCAAUGAUGAACAUACCCCCCCAGCCCCCAUGGUUCGGAGCGUAGCGCCGCCUGCAGAGCGUGGGGCUCGGGUCCCUCAAUCUAAGCUGGCGAAGGUCCCUGAUCGCAAACCGUGCCCCUAUUCCGGUCCGACCUUAUCACCGCCAACAGUGCCAGAAGACCACCGGGAAGACGAACGUUCCCUCCAGAGCGACACGGAAGACAAAACGAGUACCCCUCCACCGGUGGGACUGGCGUCCCCGGAACCCCCGGCAGGCGCAAAACUGCCAGAGACGCCUGAACGGCGACAGCAAUCAGGAUCGUCACCUCUCAGCUCGCCCGAGUCUCACCGUUCGCCGGUUCCGACCCAUCCACUAUCGCCGCCUACCUCGCAGCCCACGAGUAGCCCAGAGCGCCUUACCCGCUUCUCCGACCAUCUGUUGGUCGGGGGUCUAGCGACCGAAAACCUGCACCGUCCCCCGCCUCGAUCGGUGUCGCCCGUCAAGUCCGCGAUGAAGGAUUCGCGGAAGAACGCGUUCUCCUCGGACGGGAUAACGGGGGCUACAGCACGCCCUGGUCCAGCCAUGAGCGAGGGCUCCGACGGGACCUCUAUAGCUUCGGAUGAUGGCGUCCGCGCAGGAAUAAUCCGCAGGAAGCCAGUGAAAGUCAGCUUCGACGACGAAGCAGAGAUCAUGGGAGUGGCCGCGAGCCCCCCGACUUCCCCGGAGGACGUCUGCCCGGAUUCCCCAGGGCGGUCUAAAUUGAAAACGGGCUGGUUUGGGGCGAACAGAAGGAGGACUGGCCCGUCGGCGCUGGCGGACGAGUUCACUGAGAUGCUCAAACCCCGACGCGCUCUGCCUUCUUUCGGCAGCGUUCGACGAGACCGAGAGGGAGACCAGUAUGCGGGCCCGCCUGUCCAUGAGGAAAGCGAUAAUGAGUCUACGAGUUCGUCUGAGCUCGAUGAGGUGCGGGACACCUCGACUGAACCUGCCGUCUGGGGCAUCAUGCCAAACGCUCCGAUGCAGCCGCUGAGGCAGACGCAGCUGAAUCGCGUGCCGUCACCUGUUCCUGAGGACUCUUCUGAGGUCUCCUCAAAGCCAAGCCUGUCCAAAGAAAAUAGCCCAGUCACGGGCGCGGGCGAGGCGAGGGCCCCUGCGGAACAGACGGCCACAAAUGGUCAUCCCAAGCCGCCACGCACGCCUCAAUCGGGCCUGGACAUCCCUGGAAUCGCCAUCCAGCCCGCCACUCCCGAAUUCAAGAAUGAGCGGGCGAGUCUCGAGUGGUAUGACGUGCCCGGAGGGUUUCCCCGCACGUCGGUGGAGAUGGACCGGGGCAGACACAACAACCCGAGACGAUCCCUUGAAAAGAGCGUCACAUUUCCGUCUGAAGGGGCAGAAAGUGAUGACGAGUCUGGAGAGAGUGUUUACAGCGAUGCGGAGGAAACCUUUGACGGCAAUGGCUUCGGCUCCAUCAACGCUAUCGUGGACACGCGCCGGCCUCAGCACCGGUCGGAGGGCCCUACAGACCGGAACCCGCUGAGGCAGCAGCCCGAAGAGAUGCCUGAGGUCCCCGAACCCUGUCAGAUAGCACGUGUGGUGACUCCAGCGGAGGGUGCGAAUGUCCCGCGCUCAUUCUCACCCGAUUCCCCGCACCGCCUCCGCCCGUUUUCGUCGGCCUACCCGCCUUUCCCCACACGGCCCAGCGGCAAGGUCCGUUCCACGCCCGGGGAUGGGACAAUUACGGGGCCACCGAGACGGUCUAUGUCGGCCGACGCCCGGCGGCAUGCAGAUGACGACGCCUCGGUGCAGCCUACCGCGCGUCAGCUUGCAGGACCACGAGGAAGAGGGAGACCUGUCUCGUGGGGCCCUGUCUCUCUGGCUGGGCCUGCGGGUCGGGAGCAGAUGCACAGUCCGCUCCAGCGCGUGCCAUCCAACGGCAGCGAUUCGUCCAGUAGCUUCAAGCGAUCGCGCCGCGCGACUCACAGCCCGCACCAUAGCAUGCGGCGGACCUUGCGGACCCCUCCGACAGAGACACCGUCCACACCCAAACACCAGACGCCGAUGCCGUUAUCCCACCGCUCCUCCACGCUUACCCGACCAAUAUCAUCGGGGUCGAUCUCAGGGUCAGGCACCUUACGUGCAACACUACGAGGCCAAACCCCUCGGCGAGAAAAGCGAUCCCUCUUUUCCAAAGGAAAGCUCCCCAGUAUCAAAAAUUCCAAGCCAUCCAGCGUACCCUUCACAUCCCGCUUCGCCGACUCCGACUCCGACACAGGCGGCCACGCAUACCCACGACUAGGGCGCAAAGUAUCCCGACGGUUUGAGGACGUCGAAGGUCGCGCCACAGACGAUCUCCGCCCGGUGCGUGGGAUUCCCCGCCGCUUCGACGAUGGCGACUCGACCGAGCUAGAAGACAGCUCGGACAACGAGUCACGAGCCGCCCGGCCCCAGAAGCCACGCGCGGUAGCAAACAAGGCCGCAGACCCCAGCGCGUCUCAGCAGCCUGCCCUCGCAGCCGUUGCCAAGUCCCGCGGUAUGACGGAGUCGCAGCUUGAGGAGUUCCUCCGACAGCCUGUGAGCGGCCGCAAGCCUAGCCUGCUCCACCGGUUUAGCAUCCGCAAGUCGAAGUCUCCGGCUAGGGGUGGUCUCCAGUCGAGUGUGGAUGCCCCGCCAGUACUGGAGUCGGCUCCGGUCGGCGGGGUCACUACGACGAUCACCGCGAAUGAUGGCGUCGCCGCCCCAACCCCCCGACUUCUCAAGAAGAGAUCCUCCAAGUCGGCGACCGACGAGGGGAGCGGCAGCGGCUGGCCUCUGCGGCCCCCGCCGGUGGAGGGAAGCACUUCUGCGUCUACUAACGGCCGGCCGCGGACGGCAGAUGGAACUGUCGGUGCGGGAGUACCAGGACCAGCAUCUGCACCGGAACCAGCGGCCAGCCAUGCACUGGACGUGGGAUUUGCAAGGGGGCGGAAGAGCCGGUUUCCGCGGUUGCGGAGGGCGUUUGGGUUGUAAUUUUUUUCUUCUUCUUCUUCCUUCAUUCUUCAUUCUUCAUUAUUACUUUCUUUAUUAUUUAUGUUUUUUGUUUUUAUUUAUUGGGAUUAAUCUA
Messenger RNA from Aspergillus campestris IBT 28561, 4013 nucleotides. RefSeq lists its product as uncharacterized. Lineage: Eukaryota; Fungi; Ascomycota; Eurotiomycetes; Eurotiales; Aspergillaceae. The record is from RefSeq and is a predicted model, not a curated record. The coding region runs from base 92 to 3919 and encodes 1275 amino acids. The transcript has 2 exons.